Molecule: messenger RNA, 4196 nt
Organism: Vidua macroura (Pin-tailed whydah)
Lineage: Eukaryota; Metazoa; Chordata; Aves; Passeriformes; Viduidae
Gene: PPP4R3A
Product: protein phosphatase 4 regulatory subunit 3A
Exons: 17
Coding region: 939-3530 (863 amino acids)
Biological process (GO): DNA damage response; protein dephosphorylation
Cellular component (GO): protein phosphatase 4 complex; nucleoplasm
Molecular function (GO): protein phosphatase activator activity
Source: RefSeq, a predicted model, not a curated record
ACCAGCCGCUGCCGAUCGCCCCCUCCCUCCGCAGGGCACAGCGUUUCUCUGCCGGCCGGGCCGCCGAACGCCUGGAAGCGCAGCCACGUCGCAAGGCGCGCUGGGGAGUCGGGACUGAGCCGCCGCAGCACCGGGAGGAGGAGGAGGAGGAGGAAGAAGAACAUGGCGGCGGAGUCGGGCUGGGAGUGAAGCCGCCGCCUGCGACCGGAACCCAUGGGGAAGACGGGGCGCUGAGCUCGGCCGGCCGUUCACCCUGUCCCUGGACGGGCAGUGUCCGCAGGCCCCGGGCAGCCCGGGCGGGAAGGAGGGCGGCUCCUUGGAGCCCCGCGCUGACGGACGGCGAGCGAGGGGCUUCGGGCCUGGGCAGCUGCUGCACAAUAGAGCCGGGCUACAGGCCGGGGCGAGCGGCCCCUCUCCCGCCUGCCUCCCUUCCUCUGAUUCCCUCCGGCCUCACCAGCUUCCCCCCUGUUUUCCUCGGCAGGGCUCCGGCUUCCAGGAACGCCUGCUCCUGUCACGCUGGGCCGGCUGCAGUCCGCCGCCGCUUCCACUACCGUGGAUCCCCUUUUCCUCCGGGAUCCCUUCUUCGCCGCCUCUCCUGCCUGCCCUUCGCCCGGCAAAGAGCCUCUCUCCUCUCUGCGGCUCUCCCUCCCUAGGCUUACUCGCCUUUUGUGCAGCGUCUGACUGUACCUGAAGAAGCAGCUCCCCUUUUUACAUCUUCACCUCUUGGUUCUCCCUCUUCCCCAAUCCUCUGUUACCCUCGAUAAUGAGGAUCCCGUUGGGGCACUGAAGAGGAGUAAGAGCUUGCUUGGCGUGCCCGUGUGGGGCUGCUGCCUUCCUUUCCGCUCCCCUCCCCUGAGGGGGGCCUGGCCCCCGACCAGCCUUCUGCUCCUCCAGCGAUUGCCAGCCAGAGUGGUGGCUGCGGUGUGGCAGGCGGCAGGAUGACGGACACCCGGCGGAGGGUGAAGGUUUACACGCUAAAUGAGGACCGCCAGUGGGAUGAUCGAGGCACAGGGCAUGUGUCCUCUUGCUACGUGGAGAGGCUCAAGGGCAUGUCCCUGCUAGUCAGGGCAGAAAGUGAUGGCUCUCUUCUUUUGGAGUCCAAAAUUAAUCCGAACACUGCGUACCAGAAGCAACAGGUGGUCUUCCUAAAUCCCUUUCUUCUGUGUACCACCUCUUCCUCAACCCUUUGGAAAAGGAAAAGAGUGUCUUCUGGGGCCUACAAAAAUGAAAAAAAAAAAAAAUACUGUAACUUUCAUCCUACAGAUACCUUGAUUGUGUGGUCUGAAGCUGAAAAUUAUGAUUUGGCACUUAGCUUUCAAGAAAAAGCAGGUUGUGAUGAAAUAUGGGAAAAAAUAUGUCAGGUUCAAGGCAAAGACCCUUCUGUCGAUAUUACUCAGGAUCUUGUUGAUGAAUCUGAGGAGGAGCGCUUUGAUGAUAUGUCAUCACCAGGUCUAGAAUUGCCAUCCUGUGAACUCAGCCGACUAGAAGAAAUCGCAGAACUCGUGGCAUCUUCACUGCCUUCACCCUUACGUCGCGAAAAACUCGCACUAGCACUGGAAAAUGAGGGUUACAUUAAGAAGCUCUUAGAAAUUUUUCAUGUGUGCGAAGACUUGGAGAACAUUGAAGGACUACACCACUUAUACGAAAUUAUUAAGGGAAUUUUCCUUUUGAACAGAACUGCACUUUUUGAAGUCAUGUUUUCCGAGGAAUGUAUAAUGGAUGUAAUUGGAUGCCUAGAAUAUGAUCCGUCUUUAUCACAGUCACGGAAACACAGGGAAUUUCUGACUAAAACAGCAAAAUUUAAAGAGGUGAUACCUAUAUCUGAUCCAGAGCUGAAGCAAAAAAUACAUCAGACAUACAGAGUACAGUAUAUUCAAGAUAUGGUCCUACCCACUCCCUCAGUUUUUGAGGAAAAUAUGCUAUCAACACUUCAUUCUUUCAUCUUUUUUAAUAAAGUGGAAAUAGUUGGCAUGUUACAGGAAGAUGAAAAAUUUCUGACAGAUUUGUUUGCACAACUAACAGAUGAAGCCACAGAUGAGGAGAAAAGACAGGAAUUGGUAAAUUUUCUGAAAGAGUUUUGUGCAUUCUCACAAACACUGCAACCUCAAAACAGAGAUGCAUUUUUCAAAACUUUGUCAAAUAUGGGCAUACUGCCUGCCCUAGAAGUCAUAUUGGGUAUGGAUGAUGCACAAGUACGAAGUGCAGCCACUGAUAUAUUCUCAUAUUUGGUUGAAUACAACCCAUCCAUGGUACGAGAAUUUGUCAUGCAGGAAGCGCAGCAGAAUGAUGAUGAUAUAUUACUCAUUAACCUCAUUAUAGAACACAUGAUUUGUGACACAGAUCCAGAACUUGGAGGAGCAGUGCUACUCAUGGGUUUGCUCCGUACUUUAGUUGAUCCAGAAAAUAUGCUUGCCACUGCUAAUAAAACAGAAAAGACAGAAUUCUUGGGUUUCUUCUACAAACAUUGUAUGCAUGUUCUGACAGCCCCUUUAUUGGCCAAUACUACAGAGGACAAGCCUAGCAAAGAUGAUUUUCAGACAGCCCAACUCUUGGCAUUAAUACUGGAAUUGCUAACUUUCUGUGUAGAACAUCAUACCUAUCACAUAAAAAACUACAUUAUUAACAAAGAUAUCCUGCGAAGGGUCCUUGUUCUCAUGGCCUCAAAGCACGCUUUCUUGGCAUUGUGUGCCCUUCGUUUCAAGAGAAAGAUAAUUGGGCUAAAGGAUGAAUUCUACAACCGUUACAUAAUGAAAAGUUUUUUGUUUGAACCCGUGGUCAAAGCAUUUCUAAAUAAUGGUUCCCGUUAUAAUCUGAUGAACUCUGCCAUAAUAGAGAUGUUCGAAUUUAUCAGAGUGGAAGAUAUAAAAUCAUUAACGGCUCAUGUAAUUGAAAAUUACUGGAAGGCACUGGAAGAUGUAGAUUAUGUGCAGACAUUCAAAGGACUGAAACUACGAUUUGAACAACAAAGGGAAAGACAAGAUAAUCCAAAACUUGACAGCAUGCGCUCCAUUUUGAGAAACCACAGGUACAGAAGGGAUGCAAGAACCCUGGAGGAUGAGGAGGAAAUGUGGUUUAAUACUGAUGAGGAUGAUAUGGAAGAUGGAGAGGCAGUAGUGCCCCCUUCUGACAAGCCUAAAAAUGAUGAGGAUAUUAUGGACCCUAUCAGCAAAUUCAUGGAAAGAAAAAAAUUGAAAGAGAGUGAAGAAAAGGAAGUUCUUCUGAAAACUAACCUUUCAGGUCGUCAGAGCCCAAGUUUCAAGCUUUCUUUUUCUAGUGGUACAAAAUCUAACCUUACCAGCCAGUCAUCUGCAAGUAAUCUGCCUGGAUCUCCUGGGUCCCCUGGGUCUCCAGGGUCCCCUGGCUCACCUGGAUCAGUUUCUAAAAGCACAUCUCAGAUGGCAGCUAUUACAACUAAGGGAGGCCUCGUUGGGCUUGUAGAUUAUCCUGAUGAUGAUGAAGAGGAUGAUGAAGAUGAAGAUAAAGAGGAAACUUUACCUUUGUCAAAGAAAGCAAAGCUUGAGUCAUCAUAAUGGCAACUGCUGAAGAUUACCAGUUGGGGAAGGAUUUUUUUCCAAAAACAAAACAAACCCACAGCAAAGCAGCAAUCUUUUGUGAAUUACUGUGUAUGACACAGAUCAACCUAUACAAAUGGAUUUCUGCCAAUCAAGUGCCAAUUCAAAGGAGCAGAAGAAGGAGAAAUACUUCAUUUAGGGGAAAGACUUAUGCCUUUGAGCUCUCCAGCUUGGACCACAUGUUGCCCUUUUCUCAGGGAAGGAAAUGGAAAACAAAACAAAACAAAAAAAGAAAAAAAAAAAAAAAAAAAGAAAAAAAAAAGCCAACAGGGCAGGAGUUUUGUUAGUGGAACUCUGGAUUGGCUGGUCAGUUGCUACAAUCAGAAUAUGCUUUCUUGGACCAUGUAUGAGACUUCUGAAGAAAAGGCGGGUUUUGCCAUAAUUCUUCACUAGUUAAGAAUGCCAGCAGUUUCUUUGUAUAAAAGAGACCUGCCUUUGAAAUCGUACAUUCUGAACAUUUUACUCGAGCUACAACAGGUUUUAAAAACCUCUGCGGGGGAGGGCUGAAUAUAAAGUUUCCUCUUUUUUUUAAAUCUGUUCCCUUUGCCCUUUAAACUGCAGAUUUUUUUUUUGAGGUGGGGGAUUUGUUUGUCCCUUCUUGAUUAAAGAUUGAGUGGAAUUCUA